CAGCUGCACCAACAACCACGACAGCUGCACCAACAACCACGACAGCUGCAUCAACAACCACUAAAGCUGCACCAACAACCACAACAGCUGCACCAACAACCACAACAAAAGCACCGGCACCCACACCAAAACCAUACAAAGUCCGUAUCAAAAUGACUACACAAGAAUCUUUUAUCUCUGAACUGUCAGACCGAUCUUCUGAUGCUUAUAAAAGUCGGGAAGAAAGAAUGAUAAAAGAGUUUGAGGAAGUCUUGAGGAGUACAUUUAAGUAUUUCCUUAGACUGAUAAUUAUUCGGUUCACGAAAGGAUCAAUCAUCACAGAGAUGGAUGUAUUAUUCUUCUCUAUACCCAAUGACACUGACGUUGAAGCUGUACUCUAUAAUGCUAAUACAAGUUAUGAUGUUAGCAGUGUGGAUAUCAUAUCACCAACUCCAACUCCUACAUCAAUUACAAGCCAAGAUACGACAACUAACUCUGUGUCAACUACAGCAGCACCAACAACCACAACGGCUACACCAACAACCACAACAGUUGCACCCACAACCACAACAGUUGCACCAACAACCACGACAUUUGCACCAACAACCACAACACAAGCACCAACAACCACAACACAAGCACCAACAACCACAACACAAGCACCAACAACCACAACACAAGCACCAACAACCACGACAGCUGCACCAACAACCACAACAGUUGCCCCAACAACCACGACAGCUGCACCAACAACCACGACAGCUGCACCAACAACCACUACAGUUGCACCAACAACCACAACAGCUGCACCAACAACCACAACAUCUGCACCAACAACCACAACAGCUGCACCAACAACCAAAACAUCUGCACCAACAACCACAACAGCUGCACCAACAACCACAACAGCUGCACCAACAACCACAACACAAGCACCAACAACCACAACACAGGCACCAACAACCACAACACCGGCACCAACAACCACGACAGCUGCACCAACAACCACAACAUCUGCACCAACAACCACAACAGCGGCACCAACAACCACAACAGCUGCACCAACAACCACGACAGCUACACCAACAACCACGACAGUUGCACCCACAACCACAACAGUUGCACCAACAACCAUGACAUUUGCACCAACAACCACAACACAAGCACCAACAACCACAACACAAGCACCAACAACCACGACAGCUGCACCAACAACCACAACAGUUGCCCCAACAACCACGACAGCUGCCCCAACAACCACGACAGCUGCACCAACAACCACGACAGCUGCACCAACAACCACUACAGUUGCACCAACAACCACAACAUCUGCACCAACAACCACAACAGCUGCACCAACAACCACAACAGCUGCACCAACAACCACAACAUCUGCACCAACAACCACAACACAGGCACCAACAACCACGACAGCUGCACCAACAACCACAACAUCUGCACCAACAACCACAACAGCGGCACCAACAACCACAACAGCUGCACCAACAACCACGACAGCUGCACCAACAACCACAACAGCUGCACCAACCACCACAACAGUUGCACCAACCACCACAACAGUUGCACCAACAACCACAACAGCUGCACCAACAACCACAACACAAUCACCAACAACCACGACAGUUGCACCCACAACCACGACAGUUGCACCAACAACUACAACAGCUGCACCAACAACCACAACAGCUGCAGUAACAACCACGACAGUUGCACCAACAACCACGACAGCUGCACCAACAACCACAACACAAGCACCAACAACCACAACAGUUGCACCAACCACCACAACAUCUGCACCAACAACCACAACAGCUGCACCAACAACCACAACAGCUGCACCAACAACCACAACAGCUGCACCAACAACCACAACAGUUGCACCAACAACCACAACAGCUGCACCAACAACCACAACACAAUCACCAACAACUACGACAGUUGCACCCACAACCACGACAGUUGCACCAACAACCACGACAGCUGCACCAACAACCACAACACAAUCACCAACAACUACGACAGCUGCACCACCAACCACGACAGCUGCACCAACAACCACGACAGUUGCACCAACAACCACGACAUCUGCACCAACAACCACGACAGCUGCACCAGCAACCACAACGGUUGCACCAACAACCACGACAGUUGCCCAACCAACCACAACAGCUGCACCAACAACCACAACAGUUGCACCAACAACCACAACAGCUGCACCAGCAACCACAACGGUUGCACCAACAACCACGACAGUUGCCCAACCAACCACAACAGCUGCACCAACAACCACAACAUUUGAGGCAGUCUUGAGGAGUAAAUUUAUGUAUUUCCUUAGACUGAUAAUUAUUAAGUUCACGAAAGGAUCAAUCAUCACAGAGAUGAAUGGCACAUUCUCUCAACCACCCAAUAAUAAUGAUGUUGAACAGGCACUCCUUAAUGCUACUACAGGUUAUGAUGUCACCAGUGUGGAGGCAACAUCAACAUUCUUCUCUACAACUCCAACUCCUACAUCAACUCCAAGUCUAGAUACAACAACUAACUCGGUUGCUCCAACUACAACAACUGUUGCUCCAACAACAGCAACAGUUGCUCAAUCCACCACAACAGUUGCUCCAACCACCACGACUGUUGCUCCAACUACAACAACAGUUGCUCCAACCACCACUACAAUUGCUCCAACUACAACAACAGUUGCUCCAACAACAACUCUUGCUCCAACCAAAACUACAGUUGCUACAACCACCACAACUGUUGCUUCAACGACAUCGACAGUUGCGCCCACCACCACAACUGUUGCUCCAACAACAACAACAGUUGCGCCAACCACCAAAACUGUUGCUCCAACAACAACAUCGUUUGCUCCAACCACCACUACAGUUGCUCCUUCAACAACAUCAUUUGCUCCAACCACCACUACAGUUGCUUUAACUACCACAUCAGUUGCUCCAACAACCAAAGCUUUUCCUCCUACAAUACCAGUUGUUCCGACCACCACAACUGUUGUUUCAACAACUACAUCAUUACUUGCUCCAACCACCACUACAGUUGCUCCAACAACAACAACAGUUGCUCCGACCACCACUACAGUUGCUCCAACAACAACAACAACAACAACAGUUGCUCAGACAACAACAUCAUUUGCUCCAACCACCACUACAGUUGCUCCAACAACAACAUCAUUUGCUCCAACUACCACUACUGUUGCUCCAACUACAACAACAGUUGCUCCAACCACCACUACAGUUGCUUUAACUACCACAUCAGUUGCUCCAACCACAAAUACAGUUGCUCCAACCACCACAACAGUUGCUCCAACAACUUUGCUACAACCACCACAACUGUUGCUUCAAUGA
Molecule: messenger RNA, 3353 nt
Organism: Paramisgurnus dabryanus
Lineage: Eukaryota; Metazoa; Chordata; Actinopteri; Cypriniformes; Cobitidae
Source: RefSeq, a predicted model, not a curated record